This is a messenger RNA of Pocillopora verrucosa, 516 nucleotides long. RefSeq lists its product as uncharacterized. NCBI's taxonomy places the organism in Eukaryota, Metazoa, Cnidaria, Anthozoa, Scleractinia, Pocilloporidae. The record is from RefSeq and is a predicted model, not a curated record.
AUGGAUCUAGAAUGUGACGGUCAGGAUUGUGAACAAACCUGCGAGGCUAAAAAAUGUAAUCUGAAUUGCACCGGGAAAAACUGUAAAACACAGAAGUGUCUAGAUAAAGGAAAUGUAUGCGAAAUGGAUCUAGAAUGUGACGGUGAGGAUUGUGAACAAACUUGCGAGGCUAAAAAAUGUAAUCUGAAUUGCACCGGGAAAAACUGUAGAAUACAGCAGUGUCGAGAUCAUGGAAAUGUAUGCGAAAUGGAUCUAGAAUGUGACGGUCAGGAUUGUGAACAAACUUGCGAGGCUAAAAAAUGUAAUCUGAACUGUACCGGGAAAAACUGUAAAACUCAAAAGUGCCAAGGUAAAGGAGAUGUAUGUGAAAUGCAUCUAGAAUGUAACAGCCAGGAUUGUGAACAAAUCUGCGAUGCCAAAGUAUGUAACCUGACCUGCAGCGGGAGAAAAUGUAAAACACAAAGUUGCACAGAUGAAAUACAGGUGUGCAAUACGCAUUUUAACGCUAACGUUUGA